Messenger RNA from Enhydra lutris kenyoni (northern sea otter), 1130 nucleotides. RefSeq names its product small integral membrane protein 1 (Vel blood group). NCBI's taxonomy places the organism in Eukaryota, Metazoa, Chordata, Mammalia, Carnivora, Mustelidae. The transcript has 3 exons. The record is from RefSeq and is a predicted model, not a curated record. The coding region runs from base 334 to 570 and encodes 78 amino acids.
GGUGGGCGGGGGCGGGGGCUCGUAGCGCUGACCCGGCCGGGCGGCCACGUGCGGGAAAUGUCCGCCGGCUCCUGCUGGCCGCGGGGACACCCCGGCGCCCGCUUCCGCUCCCGCUGCUCGCAGGGCCGCUCCCCUUCACCUUUUCUUCAUUUUGUUUCUGUUUCUGUUUUUGUUUUUUUUUUUUGAGGCCUCGGGGAUCCGCUGCACGUCGGACCUUGACCUGCGGCCUCGGAAGAGGCGGGCGAGAUCCACUGGCCAGGCUCUGACCGCCUGACCGCCUUCCUGGGCGGCGGAGUCCGGGCCCCACGCCAGGACUCUCCCUUCCCCUACAGCAUGCAGCCCCAGGAGAGCGGCGUCCAGUACAGCAGGUGGGAUGACCGCAGCCGCGACGAGGUCCAUGUGGCGGCCGGGUCCAGCGCAGAGGCGGCCUGGAGCUGGGAGCGGAUCUCCCGGAAGCUGUGCUCGGGCAAGCUGGGCAUUGCCAUGAAGGUGCUGGGCGGAGUGGCCAUCUUCUGGGCCAUCUUCAUCCUCGGCUAUCUCACUGGUUACUACGUGCACAAGUGCAAAUGAGGCCGUCCAACGCGGACGCUCGGGGCCGGCUGCCUGUGCGCGGGGACGUGGGCUUGGACGGACCCCUGUAUACCAGCACCACUUUGUGUACACAGAACCCCAUAUAUACAGUCCUCGCGUACGGAAGACUCUUUUCUCUGGACAGACGUCCCCCCCCCCCCGGCCCGUGGUGUGGUCACUGGCCAGCACGUGGGCACACAGGUGCACAUGCCUGGCAGCACGUAGCUAGCCUGGGACACGCGUGGCUGGGAGAGGGGCCCGCUGGAGCGGGGACUGUAGGACACGCCCCCAUGGCCCCUGCAGGGAGAGGUCCUCCCUGGGCGGGCUUCUGCCCACCCUCCCAGGGCCGAGAACCCAUCCUGGAAGUUGGUCUUGAGGGGGUGGGGGUGGGGAGUGGGAGGGGUGGAGUCUCUGCCCUUGUCUGGGGCCCAUCUCCCAGUCUUCCCUGCUGUGAACCGGGGUGUCCCCCCUUGAGGGAGCGGAUCCAGUGGGAAGGCACUUCCCCACCGGGCCCUGUGGGAGCCCGUGUGCUGAGGCAGCCAUUAAAAUUGUUGAAUGAA